Molecule: messenger RNA, 1881 nt
Organism: Tupaia belangeri chinensis (Chinese tree shrew)
Lineage: Eukaryota; Metazoa; Chordata; Mammalia; Scandentia; Tupaiidae
Gene: BLNK
Product: B cell linker
Exons: 17
Coding region: 249-1625 (458 amino acids)
Biological process (GO): intracellular signal transduction; cell surface receptor protein tyrosine kinase signaling pathway
Cellular component (GO): cytoplasm
Source: RefSeq, a predicted model, not a curated record
ACCGGCCAGGCUGGCUGGCUACCCAGGUCACAUGAUGAUGUAGAAACAUGAAACUCGUCUCUGUGCCCCAGCGAGUUUUACUUCUCCCUAGCGCAGGGGUGUUUGCCAGCAGCCUGAGCGCUCGGCAGUCAGACCCCAGCGGCUGGAAGCCCUGAAGCCCAAGCUGACCAUGCUGCUCCGUCAGCGGGGCAGGGACUGCUGACCUGACCCCAGACAGCCAUUCGAAUCUCUGCCGAGUACCGAAAAGAAUGGACAAGCUGAAUAAGAUCACGGUCCCCGCCAGUCAAAAGUUGAGGCAGCUUCAGAAGAUGGUUCAUGAUAUUAAGAACAAUGACGGUGGAAUAAUGAACAAAAUCAAAAAGCUCAAAGUCAAAGCACCGCCAAGUGUUCCCCGGAGGGACUACGCUUCAGAGACCCCAGCUGAUGAAGAGGAGCAGUGGUCAGAUGACUUUGACAGCGACUAUGAAAACCCAGACGAGCAUUCGGACUCAGAGAUGUACGUGAUGCCGGCCGAGGAGAACGGGGACGACAGCUACGAGCCGCCUCCGGCCGAGCAGGAGACCAGGACGGUCCACCCAGCCCUGCCCUUCACCAGGGGCGAGUACGUAGACAAUCGAUCGAGCCAGCGGCAGUCUCCACCCAUCAGCAAGACGCUGCCCAGUAAGCCCAGCUGGCCUUCGGCGAAGGCCAGGCUCACGUCCACCCUGCCUGCCCCCGCUUCUCUGCAGAGACCUCAAGUCCCACCCAAACCCAGAGACCUGCUUGAGGAUGAGGCUGAUUAUGUAGUUCCUGUGGAAGAUAAUGAUGAAAACUAUAUCCAUCCCACAGAAAGCAGUCCACCCAAGUCUGAAAAAGCUCCCACGGUGAAUAGAUCGACCAAGCCCAACAACCCCUCCAAGCUGGCCUCUCCUCCAGGGACAACCUCAGGUCGGAACAGCGGGACCUGGGAGUCCAAGCCGCCGUCGUUGGCCGCCGCGCCAUCCCCACUGCCAAGGGCCGGGAAAAAAACAGCUACUCCACUGAAGACAACCCCGGCUGCCUCCCAGCAGAACGCAUCGAGUGUCUGUGAAGAAAAGCCGAUACCCGCUGAACGCCACCGAGGGUCCAGUCACAGACAAGAAGCUGUGCAGUCAUCAGUGCUCCCUCCUGCCCAGAAACAAAUCCAUCAAAAGCCCAUACCUCUGCCAAGAUUUCCAGAUGGAGGAAGCUUGACCGUGGAUGGAGCAUUACCUGGCUUUUCAUCUAAUUCCACUUUUUCAGAACAGGAAGCCGAAGUUCACUGUAAGCCCUGGUAUGCCGGCGCCUGCGAUCGCAAGUCUGCUGAGGAGGCGUUGCACAAGUCAAACAAGGAUGGAUCAUUUCUUAUUCGAAAAAGCUCUGGCCAUGAUUCCAAACAGCCAUAUACACUAGUUGUAUUCUUUAACAAGCGAGUAUAUAAUAUUCCUGUGAGAUUUAUUGAAGCAACAAAACAGUAUGCUUUGGGAAGGAAGAAAAAUGGUGAAGAGUACUUUGGGAGUGUCGCUGAAAUCGUCAGGAAUCAUCAACAUAACCCCCUGGUUCUUAUUGACAGUCAGAAUAAUACAAAAGAUUCCACAAGACUGAAAUAUGCAGUUAAAGUUUCAUAAAGAAAAAAAUGGAAGCCAAUAUCAUUGCUUCAGACAGUUCCCCCCAGUUUCUCCUUUUGAGAAGAAGUUCCCAAACUUCAUUUUUCAGAUUAUGGACCAUCAGAUAAAACAGAAGACGAAGGCAGCCAUUUCUUUAUAAGAAGCUCACAUGGACUUCUUCUGCCUGUUGCUUAACCCAAUGAGCUGUUGACAUCUGGUGAGGCUGAGUUAGCACGCAACUCAUACUCUCCAAAUAAAUGUCUUUAUUUAAAACAAA